Molecule: messenger RNA, 2996 nt
Organism: Camelina sativa (false flax)
Lineage: Eukaryota; Viridiplantae; Streptophyta; Magnoliopsida; Brassicales; Brassicaceae
Source: RefSeq, a predicted model, not a curated record
UUUUUGUAGAGAGAGAGAGAGAUAAACCGGAGAUUUUUAGAGAGAGAAAGUGAAAGAGAGAGAGAGAGAGAGAGAAGAUCAGUUCGUCGUUGACGAUCGAUGUCGAAGAUGAAGCAUCUUCUACGGAAGCUACACAUCGGCGGAAGUAGUGGCGUCGGCGGCGGCGGAGGAGGAUUUGCUGACCAUCAUAGUAGGUUAGACGAUUCCACUAGACCCAUGAUCGAUCCUAGCCCUAUUCCUAGUACUAGCCCUAGCCCCGUCUCGACUUCUUCCGUCUCUUCAUCCACCGGUUUUGGCAACGCCUCCUCCGCGGCAGCAAUGCCGAGGCUUGAAACAUUGGAGCCCGUUGGCCGUGGUGAUCUGGCUUCUGUUGAUGGCGUCGAUUUCAAUUUGAUGGAAGAGGAGUAUCAAGUCCAGUUAGCUAUGGCGAUCAGCGUCUCUGAUCCUGAUCCGCGUGAGAAUGCUGAUACUGCUCAGCUUGAUGCCGCUAAGCGUAUUAGCCUUGGUGUUUCUGCUCCUCCCGUCACCGACGCUGAUUCCGCCGUUGACUUUCUCUCCCUCCGCUAUUGGGGACAUAAGGUUAUUAACUAUGAUCAGAAAGUCAGGGAUGGUUUUUACGAUGUGUAUGGGAUUACAUCCAAUUCUCUUUCACAAGGGAAGAUGCCACUUCUUGUCGAUCUUCAAGCGAUCUCUAUUUCAGACAAUGUUGAUUAUGAGGUCAUUUUGGUUAACCGAUUGAUUGAUCCUGAACUGCAAGAGCUUGAGAGGAGAACAUCCGCUUUGGCUGCUGAAUGUCCAGACUUUGCCCGUGGUCAAGUGUCAAGUGAUUUAACUCAGAAAAUUGCAAAUAUAGUUGUAGAGCAAAUGGGUGGCCGCGUUGAGAAUGCUGAUGAGGCAUUGAGAAGGUGGAUGCUUCGAAGCUAUGAACUAAGGAAUUCUUUGAACACUACUAUUCUUCCACUUGGACGAGUUAAUGUUGGUCUUGCACGUCACAGGGCUUUGCUUUUCAAGGUCCUUGCUGAUAGGAUUAAUCUCCCAUGUAUGCUUGUAAAAGGCAGCUACUACACUGGAACUGAUGAUGGGGCUGUGAACUUGAUUAAACUAGAUGAAAAAAGUGAAUACAUUAUUGAUCUAAUGGGUGCUCCGGGUGCUCUGAUUCCUGCCGAGGUUCCAGGCAGUUUUCUUCCAGUUGCUUGCACAGAUACAAGAGUAUUUCCUGAGGAUCUGGUCUCGUUUCAGCAUUCAACCCCUGAAGUUGAGAAAGAGAUUGAAACGCCAGCAUUUUCAGUUUUGGGGGAAACAGAUUCCAGAUCUGGUAUGGUGGCAAACUUCUUAACUGGAAACCAUAAAGAAAACAGUGACAGAAAUGCUGUUGAAAAACAUCAAACAGAGAGAUUUGAGCAUGAUUUUGGAAAGCUAAUGCAAUCACAGCAGAUAUCUGGUGAAAAUUUGCCUCCAUUUUCUGGGAAACCGACAUGUGCUCAGAAAGUGAAAGUUAAGAAUGUCUCCAAGUAUGUCAUAAGUGCAGCAAAGAACCCUGAAUUUGCGCAGAAAUUACAUGCCGUCUUGUUGGAAAGUGGUGCAUCACCUCCCGCAGAUUUGUUUAUGGAUAUUAACCCGCACAACUUGAGGGGGAAGAAUUUGCUUCAAGAAGUCAGCCUAGAUAGUAGCGAUUCUGAGGUUUCUGGUGUUCCAUGUCACCCAGAGAAGGUCGCAGACCAUUUAGCUAAACAACAGAGAGAAUCUGAAAGGAACCCCAAAGCUGAGACUUACCAACAAUCAGUGAAUAGAAACUUUGAUGUGGACAAUAUUGGUAAAGUUUCAUCAUCAGAAAAUAUAGAGAUUGGCACUGCUGAUGGGGAGUCUACUGUUUGUGAUAGUCAUGACCAAGGAAUUAAUCCAUUGCUCGGCGAAGCUGCAAAGUGGGAAAUUAUGUGGGAAGAUCUUCAGAUUGGCGAGCGCAUUGGUAUUGGUUCUUAUGGAGAAGUUUAUCGUGCAGAGUGGAAUGGAACUGAAGUGGCUGUCAAGAAGUUUCUGGAUCAAGAUUUCUCUGGUGAUGCAUUGACACAGUUCAAAUCAUUGAAAUUAUGUUGAGGUUACGCCAUCCAAACGUUGUUCUUUUCAUGGGAGCUGUUACUCGACCGCCAAAUUUCUCCAUUCUGACAGAGUUCCUACCUAGGGGAAGCUUGUAUAGAUUACUCCAUCGGCCAAAUCAUCAGCUUGAUGAGAAGAGGCGAAUGCGGAUGGCUCUUGAUGUGGCGAAAGGAAUGAACUACUUACACACCAGCCACCCGACUGUUGUACAUAGGGAUUUAAAAUCUCCAAACCUUCUUGUUGAUAAAAAUUGGGUUGUGAAGGUUUGUGAUUUUGGAUUGUCCCGCAUGAAACACCACACGUAUUUGUCCUCAAAAUCGACUGCAGGAACGCCUGAGUGGAUGGCUCCAGAAGUGUUGAGGAAUGAACCGGCUAAUGAGAAAUGUGACGUGUACAGCUUUGGUGUUAUAUUGUGGGAAUUAGCUACUUCACGUGUCCCCUGGAAAGGUUUGAACCCGAUGCAAGUCGUUGGAGCUGUGGGAUUCCAGAAUCGACGCCUGGAAAUUCCAGAUGAUAUCGAUCCAACAGUUGCACAGAUAAUCCGUGAAUGCUGGCAAACGGAACCACAUUUACGGCCAUCGUUUACACAACUGAUGCGAAGUUUGAAGCGGCUUCAGGGUCUAAACAUAAGCAACAGAUCAAAUACGAGUGAAAGUUUGAUGUAAGAUAAAGUAGAUAGAAGCUGUUGCUUCCACCUGGUCUGGUUCGAAGAACCAAAUGGGUGGGGGGAUAUUGCCAUUUUCUUCUUUGCUUUUUUUUUUUUUUUUUUUUUUUUUUUUUUUUUUUUUUUUUUUNGGUCAGACGAAAGAGGAAACAAAAGAAAAGAAAAGAAAAGAUUUGACGGGUAGGGGGAAAAGCUUGUGGAGUUCAAUCGAAGUGGGAGCUCAACAACAAAGAAAAAG